Molecule: messenger RNA, 2613 nt
Organism: Aegilops tauschii subsp. strangulata
Lineage: Eukaryota; Viridiplantae; Streptophyta; Magnoliopsida; Poales; Poaceae
Product: F-box/FBD/LRR-repeat protein At1g13570
Molecular function (GO): protein binding
Source: RefSeq, a predicted model, not a curated record
AACGCAACAGUGGCUGGAUGUUACGUAUAAAAAGGGGAGUGCCUAGAACUCAUUUAGAUGAGAUAUAAUUUGGUCUUAUUCACCUUGAAAACAAAAACAGAUACAACCCACGUCAGCACACACGCAUCUUAUAGCAUCACAUCCAAUGACUAUAAAAGAUGAAUGAGACCAAACUAUAUCUCAUCUAGAUGAGUUCUAGCAAAACUGUAUAAAAAGGCCUAGGCCAAAGCGCUCCAUCAACAAAUCGCAUUACCACCACGCACUCGCACGUAUUCCAGUGCGUCACUUGGAAGGCUCUACACGAGCUCGACCGCGCGUGGCAAUGGAGAUCGAAUCCAACACGAAGCAGUGCAGAGUUAAGGGAGCACCAUCUGAGGAGGACCGGCUGAGUGGCCUCCCCGACGACGUCCUCCACUCGAUCGUCGGCCGGGUCCCCCUCAAACAAGCCGUCCGCACCAGCGCCCUCUCCACGAGGUGGCCGUGCCUGUGGCUCCACGCGCUCGCCGCCUCCGCCGUCCUCGACUUCACCGACCGCGAAUUCGCCCGCGGCCAGUCCCUGGGGCGGAUCGUGGCCACGGUGAACCGCUGCCUGGAGGCCCACGGCGCGGCGCCCCUCGACGUGUUCCGCGUGGCGCUGUCCCCGUUCGACGCGUUUGGGCGGGACGUCGUCCGGUGGGCCGCGGCCGCCUUGGGGAGAGGCGCCAGGGAGGUGGGGGUGGACCUGACGCAGCACGCCGACGGCCGCGGGGCUCUGGAGCUUCCCGCGGACCUCUUCCAGGCCGAGAGCUCCCUCGCGGUGCUCAGCCUCGGCCGGUGCAGCCUCCGCGACGUCCCACCCGGCACGGCGGGGCUCGCCGGUCUCACAUCGCUCUCCCUCAACCAAGUCGACGUCACCGACGAUGCUGUCCGGGACGUGGUCUCCGGGUGCCGGCUGCUCGAGUUUCUGAGCCUGGAGAGCUGCCACCUUCUCGUGUCGGUGAGGGUCGCCGGCGAGAGGCUGCGGGGCCUGGAGAUCGUGCGCUGCCUGGCCAUGCGCCACCUGCAGGUGGCCGCGCCCGUGCUGGAGUCCGUCGUCUACCACGGCGACGUCCUCCUCAUCUGGAGAGAGGACGAGCCGUCCGGCGUGGAGUUCGUUGGCCCGGGCGGCAGGACCGAUGCCAGGCCGGAGCUAAAGGACGCGUACCUGACCCACAUCGGCUACGGCGUAUACGACGAAGUAAUUCACGAGUUCGCCUACUCGGGCUUCUUGGAUCAGGUCGCGCAUGCCAAGAUUUUGACACUUUGUUCCGUGGGCAUGCUGCACCUGGAAGAAGAGCGAUUGUUCGCGGAGGGCGACGUGGAUGCCCCGAACCUAGAAGAGCUGCAGCUGCUAAUGGACUCCGUCUCCAUGGGCGACGACGAUGUUACUCGCUUCUCCGGAUUCUUAGAGCUUGUCGUGGCGCCGCUCCUCGAGCGCCUCUUUAUCCGGCUCCCAGACGCGUGCGGCGGCACGGCGGGGACCGGCGAGGGCGCGGACAUCGUUCUCGAGUGCGAGAUCGCUCUCGACCACCUGACGUUCCUCAAGGUGGUGAACUUCCGAGGGACGAGGUGCGAGCUGCGGCUGCUAAGGUUCGUCCUGCGCAGGGCUCCUGUCCUCGAGCAGCUGGUGCUCGUCACCCCGGAAGACGUAGGAACUCCGGGGCACCAUGACCAGGAGGAGAGCGUCCGCCUGCUACUUAAGGUCGUCCAAGAGCACGUGUCAGAGAUCAGCAAGGCGUGGCUCUGGCAGGAGCCCUGUGUCACCGUGUGCCGGCCGAGGGAGGACGAUAGCCGGAGCCCUGCACACACCAAGUACUACCACCAUGAUCAUGCAUAGUUCAACUAGAGCUAAUUAAUUAGGCAUGGUUAAAGAAAAAGCACCCAAACCUAUCAAUAAGCCACAAGCCUUUUUUACUACUCAGUUAAAAAAGGUUAUUACUAAGGUUUGUAUAUCGAAACAUUAACAGAAUCACUAAAAGUCUCACGUCAGAUAUUGAGGAUCCCGUCACGAACGCUUCAUCCACUAUCUGACCACCUGCACGAAUUUUGACGCAAGUUCAUCGCCACGUCACCCAUUGCGAACCGUCCGCGCGGACGGGCGGUGAGAAGGACCCUUUUUCUCGCACUGGAUGGGGUGAGACGGCCCCCUUUGUUAUGCAUUUCUAGACCAGUCCACUCAUUCUCUUCCCCACUCACAGCAACCAUCACUUUCGAUUCCACCCCGACCAAUCGCCGACGAGGGUGUGUGUGGUGGCUUGCACGUGGUCCGUGGAUCUCGGCGGCAUGGUACUAGCUCGAGAAAGCGAUGGCGCUCGAGGAUGCACAGGGGCAGCGGCGGCGGUCACCAUCGAGGGUGUUGCAGCGGCCUGCCCGCGGAUCUCGGCGGCAUGAUGACGGAGCUAAAUCUGAUAGAUCUCGGAUAAGGGAUCCCGAAGUAAGUGUCUAGAUGUGAUGGUAACAAGGAUAUGAGGUUUUACCCAGGUUCAGGCUCUCCGAAGAAACAAUAUCCUACGUUUUGUUUGUUUUUAUUGUUUUGGGUUGGAGUGCAAAGUACAGAUAAUCUAUCAUGAGAUUGUUAUGUUGUUCUACGAGUCC